AAAACCAUCAAUUCAUUUUAAUCAUCGAUCGGUGAUGAAGAAAAUCUUUCAACUGUCAUUUACUGUUUUUAUUAUUUUCAUCAGUCUUGUGCUAGGAGUGGUGGGGAAUGUACAACAAAAAAGAAGUAAUCGAUGUAUCGACUUUCCAGUUAACCCAAAAACUGGAUUGUGUGUUCUCAAAGAUUGUGAGUCUGUGUGUAAGAAGACAAGUAAAGGGUUAGAGGGUAUUUGCUGGAAGUUUAAUGCCAAAGGAAAAGAUCCUAAGCAAUGCAAAUGUUGUGGUUUAUGGCCUCCACUUUACUAAUGUUGCUACCCAUUUAUUUUUAAUAAAUAUUCGUAUUACAAAGUAAUAAAAUAUUUUUAUGAGGUUUGGGACCUAUUAUUUUUUACUUGUAUUCACUUGAAAAAAGUAACAUGAAGCUCAGAAUUGUGGGUGUAAAUUGCGGAUCGAAUCUACUCCUUCUCGCCUAUAAAAAG
Messenger RNA from Arabidopsis thaliana (thale cress), 477 nucleotides. It is a transcript of the gene LCR1, whose product is annotated as low-molecular-weight cysteine-rich 1. Bases 35 to 304 code for a protein of 89 amino acids. The record is from RefSeq and is marked reviewed. The transcript is spliced from 2 exons. Gene Ontology annotation, cellular component: extracellular region. NCBI's taxonomy places the organism in Eukaryota, Viridiplantae, Streptophyta, Magnoliopsida, Brassicales, Brassicaceae.